CUCUCAGGUUUUGUUUUGCGCUUGGUUAUAAUCAUAUUAAGUCAAUCGUGGCGAUGCUAGCUGAUAUGGUUCAUUAAAUAGAGGCUGAUGAAAAAUCAGCGAAUUGUUUUUUUUUUCUCAAGGUUGGGAAUAACGUUGACUUGAAAGGACGUAGAUUGAUUCUGGAUGCUUUUAUACUUAACUGAUGCUUGGCUAGACGACCCCGCUUUUUGAUUUGCCGAAUUGUAUUAUUACUGACUAGAUAUGGACUAUUUCAUGAAUUGAAACGAAAGCUUGGAUUUGAGGUCUAACGAUAGAAAAUAUCUUGAUAGAUCGUCUGGUAUCAUUCUCCUUUGACAGCUGCAGUGUAGCUGGUUGCACUGUAGGAGAGGUGUGAAGUAAGUACCAGCGUUAUGAAAGAAGAAGACUUGUAAGCUAUGGUUCAGUCCUGAUGGACAUUAGAGGGACAUCUGGAUACCGAAGGCAGCCACGCUAACAUCUCCUCACACACCCUCUAAGCGUAUGCGCUCUCCUUUAUCAUUUUGGGUUGCAAAGCACCCAUCUGGUGUGCAGAAUUGGAAUUAAAACGAAGAUCCCGAUAACCAUGCAUCAUGUUUCGAAUUAGCUGGCUGGUUGUAACGAUUUCAUUGGGAAUGUACAAUUGUGAAGGGGAGCUGGACAUGACACUUCAUCGCCAGCAAAGCAGUUAGCAGAACAUCUUGCAUUUCUUCGCUUUCGGCUAAUGCUCGGUUUUGACCGCUUUUCGAUCUGUAUGGAUUUGCUAAUAAACAGACUACGUUUAUGUGCUAGACUGAAAAUGGCUUGACAUAACAAGAACGGCGAAUUUCACAAAUCUACAAUAUAAUCAACCGUAGGCUGGAAUAUCGAAAGGGAUCUUGCAGUGCUAUCUGUGUAAUUGUUUGCCACCGGAUUAUUAGAAACAAUGGGGGAGCAGCCCAUCUUCAGCACGCGUGCCCACGUUUUCCAGAUAGACCCCAAUACCAAGAAGAACUGGGUUCCUACCAGCAAGCACGCCGUCACCGUCUCCUACUUCUAUGACAGCGUGAGGAACGUCUACCGGAUCAUCAGCCUGGAUGGUUCUAAGGCAAUAAUAAACAGCACCAUCAGCCCGAACAUGACGUUCACAAAGACGUCACAGAAAUUCGGGCAGUGGGCGGACAGCCGUGCCAACACGGUCUACGGAUUGGGCUUCUCCUCCGAGAACCAUUUGAAGAAGUUUGCAGAAAAGUUUGCAGAGUUUAAGGAGGCGGCACGGAUAGCGAAGGAGAAGUCCCACGAGAAGGCGGAGCUGGCCAGUACUCCUUCUCAGGAGUCGGCAACUGGGGACAUGCAGUCUCCCUUCACCCCGGAGAGUGUCAACGGCACCGACGAGGAGAGGGCCACACCAGACAUCAGCCACAACGCACUGCCCUUCCCACACGGCUCAGCCAUCAACAAGCAUUGGGAGGCUGAGCUGGCAGCACUGAAGGGCAACAACGCUAAGCUGACAGCCGCACUUCUGGAGUCCACAGCCAACGUCAAGCAGUGGAAGCAGCAGCUCGCGGCCUAUCGGGAGGAGGCCGAGAGGCUACAUAAGCGGGUAACGGAGCUGGAGUAUACGUGCAGCCAAACGAACGUGAUCAAAACUCACAAAACGGAGCUAAACCAGACAAUUGAGGAGCUAGAAUCCGCACUGAAAACAAAGGAAGAGGAGAUUGAUGGGCUAAAGGCAGAGGUGGAGAAUGCCAGGCAGUUGCAGGCACAGAGGGACUCCCUUGCCCAGAAGCUGCAGGAGACGGAGACGCGGAGCAGAGACCUGGUGGGGCAGCUGGCUGACCUGGAGCAGAGACUGGAGAGCAACCAGCUGGGCCAAGAGGCCUUCCUGAGGAACCUGAGGACCCUGCUGGAGCUCCUGGAUGGAAAGAUCUUUGAGCUGACAGAGCUACGGGACAACCUGGCCAAGCUGGUGGAGGGCAGCUAGAGGAACUCUCACACCUACAGCCUGACCUGUGCCUCAGGAACACAUAUCCAGAGCAGAGCAGUGACAGUGGCACCAGCGAGACAUCUGUGGGAUGGGGGGAUGGGGGGGGCAGAGACGUUGGUAAGGUCAGGUUUCCCAUCUGAGGACUGGAAUUAUCACAUGGGUGUUCUGUUCAAUAUGACAUUGUUCUAUUAUAGCGUACCCAAUAAUCCAACAUGGCUGAGUUAUCUACUCAUCCAGAGAGUGGAAAAUUAUGUUCACGCUUCUUGGUUUUAAUUCUCUGUGGCCAGACUUGGUCAAAUGUGGGCGUUUAUGGAUGCAGUAUACUAUCCCUAAUAAUAGUAGUAAUGAUCAUUGUCUUAUUAAAUGAAAUCUAGUUGUAUAUUUUAUAUAAAUAAAGUAUAGAUUGUGGAGCCAGUUUUUCUCCCAGCUGUACAGACAGCAUUGCCUUUAAAUUGCAUUGAUUGCAGUAUUUCUUUAUUGAGUUGCUGUUUGCCAUUUCUUGUUAUAUACUCAAACUUCUGCUCAGACUUCCUUAUAGUUUGUGUUUCCAUCCAGAAUGCAUGGGUGGGGCAAUGGUAGUGUCUCCUUGGGCUGGUGCCUGUCCAGGGUCUUCCCACGUGCCCCAUCUUUCACGUUGGAGGGGAAUUCAGGGCUUUGCAGAAUGGUGAGAUUCCACACGGAUCCGCAAAGGGUGCGGUGUGGUGUAGGAUGGGGGGGGGGAGGGGGUGGGCACUCGUGCCCAGUGAGCUUCUGAGCUAGUGUGGGUACACUAACUGGGAAGUGUGGUGUGUCAUAGAUCCAGCCUGGUUAUCUGCUGCAUACAUUAAUCUUGCUGUACAGACACACACACAUAAUAUAAUACAUGUGAUGUGUACGUAAUUUUAAACUUUUAAAAUAUCCUUAAUUUUCUGUUGAAUUGUGUUUAUUAUUACUGCCAUAAUUCCCUGGUUUGUUAAAUUUGUUUAAAGUGCUAAGGCAUUAUUUAUGCCGUACAAACUGCAAAUUAUAUCAGAAUCUGUGUGUAUGA
Messenger RNA from Brienomyrus brachyistius, 2990 nucleotides. It is a transcript of the gene homer1b, whose product is annotated as homer scaffold protein 1b. The record is from RefSeq and is a predicted model, not a curated record. NCBI's taxonomy places the organism in Eukaryota, Metazoa, Chordata, Actinopteri, Osteoglossiformes, Mormyridae. Bases 923 to 1960 code for a protein of 345 amino acids. Gene Ontology annotation, cellular component: postsynaptic density; cytoplasm; plasma membrane. Gene Ontology annotation, biological process: regulation of store-operated calcium entry; G protein-coupled glutamate receptor signaling pathway. The transcript has 9 exons. Gene Ontology annotation, molecular function: G protein-coupled glutamate receptor binding.